Molecule: messenger RNA, 900 nt
Organism: Emiliania huxleyi CCMP1516
Lineage: Eukaryota; Haptophyta; Isochrysidales; Noelaerhabdaceae
Exons: 5
Coding region: 1-900 (299 amino acids)
Source: RefSeq, a predicted model, not a curated record
AUGAGCAAUCGCGAGGAGCGAUGGGAGGCGCUUCGGAUGUACCUCUGGCCGGCCGGCGCGCCGCCUGAGGCGGCCAGCAGCUGGGCCGGCGACGGUGCAGAGCCGAGCCCCUCCGACGCGGACGAGCUGCAGCAGCGCGGGCAGGAGAUGCAGUCGCGCGGCGAGGAGCUCGCGCUCAAGGGCGCCGAGCUCCAGCUGCGCGGCCAGGAGCUGCAGCUUGCGGGCGAGGAGCUGUCGGCGAGCGGAGAGCGGCGCCCCUUCCCACGCCCGCCGCCGACGGUGCGGCACGCGAGGCUGCACGAGGCCGGCGGCGAAGAGGGCAGCGGCCUGGCGGAGCUUUCAGAGCGAGCGGCGAGUGAGGGCAGGGGCGAUCUCACGCCGCGCGCCGCCGAGGCGCUGGCCAGCGCGCACGCCGAAGCGGGAGCGUUGCGGCGGCAGCUGCGCGAGCAGGCGGCGGAGAUGCGGGCGCGAGACGCGCUCAUCAGCGCGCAGCAGUCCGCUAUUCGGCGGCUGGAGACGCUUCUCGAGGGCGCGCCGUCUGGAGCCGGACAGCUUGGAACGCAGUCUGGAGCCGGACAGCCUGGAACGCAGUCCGGCUGCCAGGAGGGGGUGGGCGAGGAUGCGGGCGAGGGCGACAUCGAGGUGCUCUUCUCGUCGCGCCACGGCUUAUCGCCCGCGUGGCGGGGCGGCGCCUGCAGGAAGGGCGGGCGGGCGCAGUGCCGGGUCGCGUGCGACACAUUCGGCGAAGACUUCGGCGAAGACUUCGGCGAGGAGGCGGCGGAGCACGGCAGCUCGUCGCCCGCCGCGUCGUCGUUCGCCACGUCGCCCGCCGAGCCGACACCGGACUUUGCGCGCGUCUCCGCCAACUUGCAGCAGCUGCGCGCAGCCUGCAGCCCGUAG